Messenger RNA from Colletotrichum phormii, 514 nucleotides. RefSeq lists its product as uncharacterized. Lineage: Eukaryota; Fungi; Ascomycota; Sordariomycetes; Glomerellales; Glomerellaceae. Bases 107 to 424 code for a protein of 105 amino acids. The transcript has a single exon. The record is from RefSeq and is a predicted model, not a curated record.
CUUUCUUCGAAUGUGACUAUGAAUUGAGACGUUGCCUAAUGUCGAUUGCCCUAUUGCGGGUUGGUGAAACGGAUAGGUCCUGGGACAGCCUGGACUUGGUUACCAGAUGCAGCGGGUCGUACGGGAUAAAGGGGGUGUCUGGGCACCGGGGGUGUCACCGAUCUGGAAACGAGGUCGCCUGGGUCUAUCUCUGUUGUCUCUGUCUCUCGCUGAGACUUUCUUAUGGUUGCCGAAUAAGACCACUCGUGUAUACCGUAUUCACUUUGUAACCAACGUGGAUAUGGUACGUCGCAUCCGAGGUCUGGCAGGGCAGGGCGAUGUUGGAAGUCGGAAUAGGACCGAAGCCAAGAGGAGGUUGUUAUCCUGGACGGAGAUCUCCCUUAUUUCGUCCACUCUCUGUUUUGGGACGUUAAGGGGAGUUUGAAGUUGCGCCGGCGACUCCUCCUUCACUUUCUCCUCUCCUCGGACAGUGGAAUCUAUUGAAGAAGUAAAAGAAAUUAAACCUGGAGAGAAA